Molecule: messenger RNA, 1609 nt
Organism: Oppia nitens
Lineage: Eukaryota; Metazoa; Arthropoda; Arachnida; Sarcoptiformes; Oppiidae
Product: zinc finger protein 534-like
Exons: 1
Coding region: 89-1609 (506 amino acids)
Biological process (GO): regulation of transcription by RNA polymerase II
Cellular component (GO): nucleus
Molecular function (GO): DNA-binding transcription factor activity, RNA polymerase II-specific; RNA polymerase II cis-regulatory region sequence-specific DNA binding
Source: RefSeq, a predicted model, not a curated record
UUAUCAAAUGUAAUGAGUUUAUUGUUUGUCAACUAAUUUAAUGAUUAUUUAAUGUAAGACAAGACUUGUAUUAAUUGGUCUCUUGAGGAUGACUUCACCCAAAUGUUGGACACCGAUUGUCAUCAAAGUUAAUGACAUAUUUGAUGAAUUAAGAGAUGAAAUUAAAAGACUAAACAAUGAGUUAUCGUUUGCCAACAAAUUGAAGAAACAUUUGGACAAAUUAUAUCAAAAGUAUGGAUCACUUAUUGAUGAAGAAGACAGACAUGAGUUUCAAUUAUUGCAAGAAGUGAUUACAAGAGAAACACUAAAGAAAAGUGAAGGGAUUGGUGAAGACAAACAUGCGAUGACCACUUGUGAUCACAAUUUUAGUCAUCAAAGUAAUAUCACAACUAUGUCCACAAAGAUUAUCACAAAUAAUAGUUUAGUUAAUAAGAGAAGUGAUAGUAUCUGUUCAUUGAAUACCAAACAAUUUAAAACACGAAUGAUGUCCUCAACGGUUGGCAAACGGUUUGUGUGUAAAGAGUCGAGUUGUGGCCAAAUAUUUCUUACGAAGUCUUCACUUAAAAGUCAUCUCAAAUUAGUUCACAGCGAUUACAAUAUAUUUAAAUGUCAUUAUAAUAAUUGUCAUUUUAGUGCACCACAAGAAUCGCAACUUAAGAGGCAUAUGACUGAAUCACAUGAAGACAAUAUUGCACUACAAGAUAAACGACACAAAUAUCUUCAACUAAUGAGUUGUUUUAAUAGCACAACCAAUACAUAUAUUUGUCCGGAAAUCUGUUGUCGAAAAUCGUGUCCAACUUAUUCACAGUUUUAUAAUCAUAUGAAGUAUCACUCGGAUAAAACAACCUGUCAUCACACGGACUGUCGACAAGUUUUCAAAGAUUUUGAACAAUUGAAGCAACAUUUAUUAGAUCAUCAAAAAGAAAUGACAUUCAAAUGUGAUUACGAUGAAUGUCACUUUGGAUGUCUUACUCAAAAUGAAUUGAUAUGUCAUCAGACAAUACAUAAAACUUUUGUUUGUAAUUAUAAAGAUUGUAAUAAAGUAUUUAAAAAUGAAUUCAAUUGGCAAAGACAUAUCAGAUAUCAUGAAACAGAGUUUAAAUUUGUUUGUAGUUUUGUUGACUGUAACCGCUCUUUCAAAUUAAACUCACAAUUGAUGAGACACUCGGCUUUGCAUAAAAGCGAACCGACACUUAUGUGUGGAACUGAUGGCUGCAAUAAACUGUUUUUUAGUGAUAAUGAGAUUACAAGACAUAGAUCGGCCGUUCACAACAUGAAACGUAUUACACUUAACAAUAUUGUGUCGUGUGAUUGGCCCGGAUGUGAUUACAAGUCUAAUUCAUAUACUAUGAAGUCUCAUAAGAAUCUACACACCGGAGAAAAACCUUAUAUCUGUGAAUGGCCUCAUUGUGGUCGACAGUUCCGAUUGAUUCAAAAUAUGAGAGACCAUAUCAAUGUCCACAAUAAUGUCAAGCCUUAUGCCUGCUCGUGGCCCGAAUGUAACUACCGAUGCCGGUGUAGUGGUAAUAUUUUUAAGCAUAUGAAACACAAACAUAAUGUUACUGAACCCAGAGGUCCAGGAGGACGAAAAAUACUACCUAUUGAUUAG